UUGCAGAGGAGCUCAGGCUGAAGGGGCGCGGGGGAGGGUGUCUUUGCGGUGGCCCUGAGCCCCCCCUCCCUCGCUGGCUCCCCCCAGGCUGGGGGGGCUGAGGGCGGCUCCCCUUGGCCUCUCCAGCCUGCAAAGGGGAGUUUCCAGGAAGUGGCCAUAUUGGAUUCAUUCAGCCGCAUCGAUCCGGGGAGAAGAGCGGGGCUCCGGCAAGGCAGUUUCCCGGCCAGAGACCCGCACCAGGACCCCCCGCUCCAGCCAUGGCUGCCACGGACCUGGAGCGCUUCUGUAAUGAAGAGAAGCGGAAUCUUUCCCUGGGGGGCCAUGUUGGAUUUGAUAGUCUCCCAGAUCAGCUUGUCAGCAAAUCUGUCACACAAGGAUUCAGCUUCAACAUCCUCUGUGUGGGUGAAACAGGCAUCGGGAAAUCCACACUAAUGAACACACUUUUCAAUACCACCUUUGAGACGGAGGAGGCCAGUCACUACGAGAAUGCAGUUCGCUUACGACCGCGUACCUAUGACCUGCAGGAGAGCAACGUGCACCUGAAACUGACAAUCGUGGAUGCAGUGGGGUUUGGAGACCAGAUAAAUAAAGAUGAAAGUUACAGGCCAGUAGUUGAUUACAUUGACACGCAGUUUGAAAACUACUUGCAAGAAGAGCUGAAAAUCCGUCGUUCUCUCUUUAAUUAUCAUGACACAAGAAUCCAUGUCUGCCUUUACUUCAUCACUCCAACUGGGCACUCGCUCAAAUCCUUAGAUCUGGUAACGAUGAAGAAGCUGGAUAGCAAGGUGAAUAUUAUCCCCAUCAUCGCCAAAGCAGACACCAUUUCCAAGAGUGAGCUGCACAAGUUUAAGAUAAAGAUAAUGAGUGAGCUGGUCAGUAACGGAGUGCAGAUCUAUCAGUUCCCCACGGAUGACGAAGCUGUCGCAGAGAUCAACUCCGUAAUGAAUGCUCAUCUGCCCUUUGCUGUUGUUGGCAGCACGGAGGAGGUGAAAGUUGGAAACAAGCUGGUGAGAGCUCGGCAGUACCCUUGGGGGGUGGUGCAAGUCGAGAAUGAAAGUCAUUGUGACUUUGUGAAACUGCGAGAAAUGCUGAUUCGAGUCAACAUGGAAGAUCUUCGGGAACAGACCCACACCCGCCACUAUGAGCUGUACCGACGGUGCAAGCUGGAGGAGAUGGGGUUCAAGGACACAGAUCCUGACAGCCAGCCAUUCAGCCUUCAAGAAACCUAUGAGACCAAAAGAAAAGAGUUCCUUGGUGAACUGCAGAAGAAAGAGGAAGAAAUGAGGCAAAUGUUUGUUAACAAAGUCAAGGAGACUGAAUCAGAACUGAAAGAGAAGGAAAGAGAGCUACACGAAAAGUUUGAGCAUUUAAAGAGGAUACAUCAGGAAGAGAAGAGGAAGGUGGAGGAGAAGAGGAGAGAGCUGGAGGAGGAGAUGAAUGCCUUCAACAAGCGGAAACUAGCAGUCGAAACCCUGCAGUCUCAGUCCUUGCAAGCUACUUCGCAGCAGCCACUGAAGAAGGAUAAAGACAAGAAAAAUUAAUCGCACACAGGCCAAGAGUGGACUUUGUACUUUCAUGUGUUAAGUUGCUUGAGUUUCCUACCUUGUGUUACUUCUGUCAUAACAUUGUGUGAGUGGACCAAAGUGAAAGAGAAAAUGAGCCUCUUCAGUGUUUACAGUGUAACAAUUUAUUGUUAUCUGUACAGGACUUAUGAAUAGUUUUUAAGGAAGUAAAUGUCAUACUGUGUAAAUUUUCUGACACAAAGUCAACUAAUCCUGAAAAUGAGCAGGCUUGUUUUGUUUCAGACCUGAUGGGCAAACAUCCACUUGUAAAGUGACCAUAAUUGUUUUAUAAGAAAUAAUGUUACUAAUUGAUAGUUACUUUACAGAUUACAUUAAUUUUUAAUGCUUAAUGGGACUCCUGAUUUGAUUUUUUUUCUACAUUUGUUAUAAGGAGUGUGAAGAACACACUUUUAUUUUUCUAACAAAAGUCACAACUUGAAUAAGUUUAGAAUUGAAGAAAAAAAAAAAACACUUGGAAUUUCCUAACAAGGCCUAAGUGCUCUAGGCUGAGUAACCUACUCUCAGGUCAUUUUUUUAAAAAAACCCUAAUUUCUCUAAACACUUUGUGCCGUGCAUAAUAUAAAGAGAGUGGCAAUACAAGUCCUACGACAACAUUUUGAUUUAUCUUUAUUGCUAACGUGGAACAUUUAAAUAGGAAGAUUUUCCUUUCCUUAGGGUUUGUUAUAUUAUGUGGAACAAUGAGAUUUUUGUAACUCCACUUGUAACUUAACCAGUGUGUUUUGCUAUCAAGAUGUUUGAUCAUUCAUCUUGAACUUAUAAAUUGUUUCCAGUGUAAAAAAUGUACCCAUAAACAGAUGUGUAAUGAAUACAAGUAGCCUGAUCCUAAGCAGGGCUAUGUACCCCCAAGUCCCAUUAGUCCCCUCCUCUCACAAAUUUUUCUCUUUAACACUGUUUUGAUAUUUGGAAACCAUUGUUUAGCCCACAGGGCUGUAUAGGGAACAACACUACUAUUUCAGGCAGCGGCCAGUGGCCCACCCUUUCCAUGAUGUAGGCAAGGCAACUGGUGAAUAUGGGUGUGUUAGGUAGAUUGUACCUUUUUCAUGUAGACAUGGUUUGUCUUCGCUAAAAAUAGUUGGGCUAAAAGAAAACAAAUAUUUGAUACUAGCUCCCACUUAGUGCCUUUAGAGUUUUGGUUAACUGUUUCAGCAAACACUGGCUAAUUAGGUGUUGAUUGUGAGCAUGUCCAUUUUAUUUAGCAUUCAUUUCUUCUAAUCAUUUUUAGAGAUCUCUUAGUCUUUAAACAACCGUGCUGGCAAAUUCCUCAUUUGACUUUUAAAUAAUGGUGUAUAGCCUUGUAAUCUGAGCCUUUAGCAGGUCUGUUCAGAGGUAGCAUUUAGCUGUAUUGUAUACUGAGGUUCUUCAACUUGCAUAUCCUGAUAAAGCAGCUUUUUUAAUACAUGCUCAGGUGUUGAAAUAUUUUUCUUACAGAUGUUGGCCUUUUAUAUGAAUAUAUUGAAAAUCAUGUCACAGUAUUACUUGAUAUUUGUAAGUAAGAACCUCAUGAAAAUUAUACAGGUACUUUUAAAGACAGGCCAUUUUAAAAAGAAAGAGAGUUAAUAGUGAGUAUUAACACUUAUUCAGGACUUUGCUGAGAUCUGACCAUUUAAUUUUAAGGCUGUGCCUCUUUAAACUAAAUAUAUUGUAAAGAAUAACUGUCAAAUGUUGAGGGUUAAUAUGUUUUUUAGAAUAGAUGCUCAAAGAAUAUAGCAUAUUGUUACAUACACGACAAUCCUAGCACAUGAUUUGCUGAAAAUAGUCAUGUGGCAAAUUAGUAGAAAAUCAUGGUAUUCUUAAUCAUGUGAGAAGUUCCAUAAAGAUCAGUGGACUAAUCACAUGAGUAAAGCAAUAGAUUCUGGUUUAUAUUAUUUUACCUUCUCAAAGGCCAACAGUACUGAGAGUUGGAAUAAAGUUAACUAAUUAGAUCACACAUGCAAAUGAAUGCAUUACGAUUGGCUUUUCAGUCAGUAGUUUUCUCCUGAUCUCAUGCUGCAGCCAACAAGAUCAUCUAUGCAAAUAUUUUCUUCCUGAUUGGCUCAUCAGCGAUCAGAAUACUUUUAUUCCUAGAGCUGUAACUAUUGUUUCCUUAAUAUGUUAGUUAAAAAUAAUAAUAAUAAUAAUAAUGAUAAAAAUAAAAGCUUAAUAUCCAUGGCCAUAAGAGAGAUUUCCAGAUAUUUCUGAAGACAUUCAGAAUGUAUGUAACGACAUAUUAAUUAUUAAUUAUUAUUAUUAUAUAUACGUUGACUUCAUGUUGUGGUAAACAUCCUUGUCCUUUUAGUUAAAUACUGACCUCAGCUUUCCCUUGGUCAUUAUUAACCUCUUGAAUUGAUAGACCAUAAUAUUCUCCCCCAACAGAAGUCAAUAUAUGCUUCUUCUUUUGUUAGUACUUGAUUUUUCAUUUUUGCCCGAGACCAAAUUUAAAUGUUUGGUGCAUUAAGCUAGUUAUGUACUUGCUUUUUAUUUAACAAGUUAUCAAUAUAAUGUGACACUAAUCUCACUCCAAGCUGAAGAUUUACCUCUUGUGUUGUAGGCUAGAAGAAAAUAAAGAUUGCUUCAGAAAUUAUACCCGAAAUGAGCAAUCCAAUUAGAAUAUUUUUCCUGGUUAUUUUUUUAACAUACAUCUCUAAAAUGUUGGCAUUAAUGGAAAAGUUAUCCAUUUUCUAUCAUUUAAACACCCAUUACCAUGUAUUGUUUCUGCUUUUUAAGUUAAAAUGUAUUUUGGAUGUCUCUUAAUUUUAUAAACUUUUUAUGUGUGCAUGGAGCAGAUUCUACACAGAAGUGGUUACUGGGUUUUUUUGUUUUUAAUUUGGCAAGAACAUGGAGACAUUUGUGGGACUGCUCUUUUGUAAAGUUAACAUGCUUCUCAGAAAGUGUUGCAUUCAUUCACUUUGUCAUUCAUACUGUUUUUUGCCUUUCAAUUAUUUCUGUUCACUUUGUACUUAUUUCUUUUAUUAAAUCUCACAUUUAUUUUGA
Chrysemys picta bellii (western painted turtle) is the source of this 4553-nucleotide messenger RNA. RefSeq names its product septin 8 (gene SEPTIN8). Gene Ontology annotation, molecular function: molecular adaptor activity; GTP binding; GTPase activity. NCBI's taxonomy places the organism in Eukaryota, Metazoa, Chordata, Testudines, Emydidae. Gene Ontology annotation, biological process: intracellular protein localization; cytoskeleton-dependent cytokinesis. The record is from RefSeq and is a predicted model, not a curated record. Gene Ontology annotation, cellular component: septin ring; septin complex; cell division site.